AGAUUCCGAGGCGCCUGUCCGUUCGGCAACAACAGCCAACCCUCGUCACUGUUAACGCGCACUCGUUUUCUCGCCCUCGUUAUUCGCAUUCACCCGGUGUUGCCACGCGGGGGGACGACUGUUGUUGUUGUUGUUGUUGUUGUUUUUUUUGUUAUCAUUGUUUUCGUCGUUGCUGCUCCGUGGCCGCGGUCGCCGGGUGAUUUUAUCAUGCCAAAAAAGAAACCGAUACCGGUGGAAGACUUGGUGGUGCCGCCACAGGACACGCGCAUUUGCGGCACGAUAUGCAUCUGCCAGAUGACCGCAGUGCUGAGUAGCGUGGCAAUCGUGUACCUAACCGUGGCCAUAUACAUGCCGACCAUGCGCGAGUUCCAGUCGGGCAUAUCAGAGAACCCGGUGAUAUGCACGACCACCAGGAACGUGUCGUCACAAAAGUGCGCGUGGAGCUCAUGCAGCGAAUGGUGCCUGAGCAAGCCGUCCGGCGGCUGCGCGCAGAUCUACGUGAACAUCCGGCAGAACGGGUCAACACUGCUGUUGCACAACUGUUCGCACAUCGUGAACAAAACGUGCUUCGGAUUCGACCCGGAGAAUGCCAAGAAGUACACGUGCAUCCGAGACGAGUGCAAGAUGCUCACGGGCACGUUCAACUGUACGGAGGGCGUAUGCAUAAACAUUACAGACGCGUUCCGGUGCGAGUUUCGUAACAAAGAGGAGCCGCCGCUUCAGUGCAACCAGCACCGGGGCAAGAUCACGUGCAUGUCGAUAGCAGGCCUGAACACGUGCGACCGAGGCAAUUGCAGUCGCAUACUGGAGCCGUACAACUGCGAUAGACGGUGCGUGGACAUACCGACGCGCAACAAAAACGUGAUCGUGCUGAGCGGCGACCGGACGUUCCUGAGCCGAUGCGAUACGGCCGCGUAUCUGCCAGGCUACGUGGAUGGCGAACCGAUACCGCCACCAUCGCCGGACGGUAGUGGUGGCGGUGGUGGCCAGCGGCACGUGUGGUCCGAGGAACAGGGAGACAUACUAAUCGCCUCGUGCAUGAGCAUCGUGUUUGGCGGGCCGGACGAGUUGCUGGCUACGGACUGCGUGAAUGGGUCACUGUUGCGCAAAGAUAUGCUGGCCGACUUCGCCAACUUCUCACAUCUGACCAAUCUGAACGCUCAGAGCGACCGGCCAAUCACGGUGGACGACACGGUAGCGCCGCGCGAACACAAGCUGCUCAUAGCUAAGGAUAGUCACCUACACAUCAACCUGCAAGGCUGCGUUAACACGCUACGCGGCGAGUGCGACUUAUUCAUCCGGAAGUACGGCAAGGACGGGUCCGAUCACAACGCUCGCGCUCGGUUCCGUUGUUUCUACGCAACCGACAUACCCGAACUGGCUGUGGUCCGUUUUAACUUGGAGCGCACGUACAAAGAAUUUCUGAUCGCGUCCGUCGUACCAGUUGUUAUGCUGAUCGUGUCGUGCCUGACACUGCUGUUAUGCCAGAGAACGGUCGAGGUGGGCGACGACGCCAAGAUGCGGUUCAAGCACAAAAGCAUAAAGACGCUGUUUCCGCUGCACGACAGUGAGCUGGACAGUAUAACUGGCCGCAGACCAUCCACCAUGGAUAUGGACAACACGUCCCUCUGAGAUUCGCUACGCAUUCCCCUCUUACAAGACAGCCCUACACGUCAGCAACAAAUGUAUUCGUUGCCAGACUAUUAGAGCUCACGUUUGAACAGGAUCCGGAUUAUUUAUAAAUAAAUAAAAACCGCUUCAGACCAAACAAAUCCGGAUCAACGAGGGGAACGCGUAUCGUUAUCGUUAUAAUAUAAUACAAAUGAAAUUGUUAUUAGUGAAAAUAUUCACUCGUUUAAAAAUUCAAUGCAUCUAAAAUAUUUUGCACAUAAAAAAAAAUAUUGUGACUUAAUUCACAUCCUUUC
Sipha flava (yellow sugarcane aphid) is the source of this 1925-nucleotide messenger RNA. RefSeq lists its product as uncharacterized. Gene Ontology annotation, biological process: regulation of sodium ion transport. The coding region runs from base 208 to 1632 and encodes 474 amino acids. Gene Ontology annotation, molecular function: sodium channel regulator activity. The transcript is spliced from 2 exons. NCBI's taxonomy places the organism in Eukaryota, Metazoa, Arthropoda, Insecta, Hemiptera, Aphididae. The record is from RefSeq and is a predicted model, not a curated record.